CCCAGGUGCUCCGUUCUCCCCUGUGGCGGGGGCGGCGGCGGCUGACUCCUCCGCGCGCGCGGGGGCCGGUCCAGGCGGAAGCGCCUCCAUACGUCUUCAGCGCGCGCGGCCGGUUGUCAGGGAGGCACGUGGGCCGCGCUCCGCCGCACCGGUCGCCGCCGCCGCUCCAGGUGCCGGGGAGAUGCCGGGGAGGACCCAGUGGCAGGGCGGCUGCCAGGGCUCGUUGUGCCCAUGAGGCUGCCAGGGCAGAGCCGGGGCAGGCGGCCGGGCAGCGGCAGCUCCGGCAGGGCAGCAGCAGCGAGAGACGCUCACCAUGGAGUUCACGGUGAUCGACUACAGCAUCUUUGCGUUGCUGCUGGUGUUGUCGUUGGCCAUUGGGCUUUUCUAUGCCCUGAGCGGAGACCGACAGCGCACAGUGCAGGAAUUCCUCCUGGCCAGCCGCAACAUGGGCUGCUUUCCUCUUGCCCUCUCCUUGCUGGCCAGUUUCCAGUCGGCUGUGGCCAUCCUGGGUGCACCAGCCGAGAUCUACCACUUUGGCACCGAGUACUGGUUCCUCGGCUGCUCCUACUUCUUGGGACUGCUCAUUCCGGCUCACAUCUUCAUCCCCAUCUUCUACCGCCUGGGCAUCACCAGCACCUAUGAGUACUUGGAGCUGCGCUUCAACAAGACAGUACGGAUCUUUGGCACUGUCACCUUCAUCUUCCAGAUGGUCAUCUACAUGGGCGUGGUGCUCUACGCGCCUGCACUGGCUCUCAAUGCAGUGACAGGCUUUGACCUCUGGAGCGCAGUGCUCACCAUAGGGUUGGUCUGCACCCUGUACACUACACUGGGCGGGUUGAAGGCCGUCAUCUGGACAGACGUCUUCCAGACGCUGGUGAUGUUUGCGGGGCAGCUGGCUGUGAUCGUGGUGGGUGCUCAGCGAGUGGGCGGCAUGGCUCGCGUCUGGCACGUGGCAGAGCAGGAGGGAAAGAUCUCGGGCAUCGACCUGGACCCUGACCCCUUCAAGCGGCACACCUUCUGGACCCUGGCCGUGGGGGGUGUCUUCAUGAUGCUAUCGCUGUACGGCGUGAACCAGGCACAGGUGCAGCGGUACCUGAGCGCCCGCAGCGAGCUGGAGGCCAAGCUCUCCUGCUACGCCGUCUUCCCCUGCCAGCAGAUCGUCCUCUGCCUCAGCUGCCUCACUGGCCUCGUCAUGUUUGUUUACGACCGGGAGCACCCACUGGCACCCACCCAGGGCCCCAUCUCCUCCGACCAGCUGGUGUUGUACUUCGUGAUGGACGUGCUGCAGGACCUGCCGGGGCUGCCUGGGCUCUUCAUUGCCUGCCUCUUCAGCGGGUCCCUCAGCACCAUCUCCUCUGCCUUCAACUCAUUGGCCACGGUGACGAUGGAGGACCUGAUCCGUCCCUACUUCCCUGGGCUGUCGGAGUCACGGGCCACGCUGUUUUCCAAGCUGCUGGCCAUGGGUUACGGACUGCUGUGCCUGGGGAUGGCCUACGUGUCCUCCAUGCUGGGCCCUGUGCUGCAGGCAGCCAUCAGCAUCUUUGGGAUGGUGGGGGGUCCGCUCCUGGGGCUCUUCUGCCUGGGCAUGUUCUUUCCCUGUGCCAACUCUACGGGUGCCGUCAUGGGGCUGCUGGCGGGUCUGGCCAUGGCCUUCUGGGUGGGCAUCGGCAGUCUGUUGAGCAGCACAGGAGCAGCCGGGGGGAGCUCCCUGCCCAACAGUACUGCAGUCCCACCUGCUGGAAACCUCACCACCAUCCUCGCCACCACCCUGCUGACCCCCACACCGGCUCCACAGAGCCCCACAGGGCUGCAGAAGUUUUACAGCCUCUCAUACAUGUGGUACAGUGCCCACAAUUCCACUACUGUCAUCCUGGUGGGGCUCCUGGUCAGCCUGCUCACUGGCCCCACGCCACCAGCAGCCCUGGACUCACGCACUGUCUACCCUGUGCUGCCCCGCCUGCUCUGCUGCCUGCCCCACAAAUACCAGCAGUGGCUCUGCUGUGGGCUGGGCAUCCCUGUCCAGGAUGACAACCAUGAGGACACUACAGUGAAGAGCAAAGAUUUGGCCAAUGGCCUGACCCCACCCCGCCCCAGGCAGCAGAAGGAGGAGGAGGGACAGGGGUACAUCCGUGCAGUCACGGCCCCUGCCUAUGCGCUGGAGGAGACUGCCUUCUGACCUCCCCCAGCAAGGGGAUCUCAGCUGCCCGCUUCCCCAGUGCCUCUGACCCAGGGGUACCAACAUCCAUGGGGUGCUCCCAUGCAACCAGGGAGGAGCUGGGUCCCUGCAAGGAAUGGGGGCUACACCCCAUGGGCAGCACUGGGCUGGCCUCAGGCCCUCUGGCAUCCUAAGCUGACCAGCACCCCCCAGCUGGAGGGCUCUAGGAUCACAGGUGCAGGGGUGAGCAGGAGCGGUGCUCUCUCUGCACUGGGCUGCCCCAGGCCCAGCCACGUGCCUUAUGCACCGCUCCUGGGCCAGGGGCCACCCUGCAUCCCCCUUCCCAUCUCAGCCCCCCAUAAGCUGUCUCAGUGUCCUGUGUCUCACCAAUAAAUGGUUCUGGAGUUCA
Molecule: messenger RNA, 2564 nt
Organism: Colius striatus (speckled mousebird)
Lineage: Eukaryota; Metazoa; Chordata; Aves; Coliiformes; Coliidae
Gene: SLC5A6
Product: solute carrier family 5 member 6
Exons: 16
Coding region: 314-2176 (620 amino acids)
Biological process (GO): sodium ion transport; pantothenate transmembrane transport; biotin transport
Cellular component (GO): membrane
Molecular function (GO): sodium-dependent multivitamin transmembrane transporter activity
Source: RefSeq, a predicted model, not a curated record